Molecule: messenger RNA, 3426 nt
Organism: Trichoderma atroviride IMI 206040
Lineage: Eukaryota; Fungi; Ascomycota; Sordariomycetes; Hypocreales; Hypocreaceae
Biological process (GO): protein polyubiquitination; ubiquitin-dependent protein catabolic process
Molecular function (GO): ubiquitin protein ligase activity
Source: RefSeq, a predicted model, not a curated record
ACCGACAUCAUCAGCCGACUCCAUUCAGACGCUCUCGAUACACCGACUUCGCUGAGCGGACGAUUUGGCAUGUCCAAGACCACCCACUCGCGUGCGAAACCCGACUACAGCUCGUCCGACUCCGACGCCGAAUCUUCGCAGCAGAACCGCGGCCGCACAUCAAACCACUCUCGCUCCAUGAGCAACCCAUUCCCGUCGCUCUUUGGCAGCCGCAAGAGGCAAGGCUCGACAUCAAAACCCUCUGUCGACGCGGGUAAGGCGAACGUAGGCCCUGCCCCGAACAAGCAGGUGAAUACACAUCGGCGAGGUAGUCCUGCCAGGAGCAGGGACUUUGCCACUGGCAACUGCAUGACAUGUGCUUCUCUUGUAAAGUGGCCAAAGGACUUGAAGGUCUUCAAAUGUACCAUUUGUAUGACCAUCAAUGACUUGGUUCCGAUUAGUGUCGAUAGCCAAAACUCGAAGCAGCGCCAUGACAGAAGCCCAGGGCCAUCAACUUCGAGACAACCGCCAGUUCCUCCGGGCAUAGUACCAAUACAAAGCUCCAGGACGGGUAGUUUUGGCCAUCUUACUCUGCCUAUCUCUCUCGACCAAACCAAGCAUCUGGUCAGGCAAAAUCUGCGAUUCUAUGUACUCAGGAGGCUUCGCAGCAUGUCAGAUGAAGCUGCAACUGAGCAGGCUUGCGAUGAUCGACCUUCAUACCAAGAUCGACUCCAUCCGGAUCUCGCCGUACGUACCCGCGGGCCACUGGAAAUCCCUCAGGGGAGGAAGGGCUCAAUCACCAAUUAUACAUUCGGCGAAGACCCAACGUUGCAUCACGGGUCCCCGAGUAGUAAUCCUCAGAUUGCUAUGUCUAGAUCAUAUCCCUCCUCUCCCUCCGAGCAGCAGCCUGGCCAAAGAGCCCCACCACCAAACAGCAAUCAUGCCGCCCCUCGUUCACGAGAUCGGUCUGCUGGCCAGACUGAUGACCCUAGAAAGAUAUUCAAACCAUUAGAAGAUUACAUUACGAGCUGUUUUAGUAAUUUUGAAUGCAUCAAUUCUUCCUUUUCCACCCAGCAUCCUCGGUACGCCUCGAGAUCUACAAGCGAUACCCCCCGGCGGCCGUCAGUCCCCGUCAAAGAUACACGUCAACCAACGCCGAUAAAGAGUGCGCCUCGUAGGCCAUCUCAGAUGGAGGUUGACUCUCCUAUAUUUGACUUGGAUCCAAGGCUGCUAAUGCUUGGCGACGUUGCGGAAAAUGGGCUGUGGUGGACUGGGCAGGACAGCAUGGCUCCUAAGAAACAUGCUGCUAAAGAGGAGCCAGCUCAUGUUCAUCGGCCACCUCCGUUAACGAAAUCACCACAGCUCAAUUGGGCCGAUAUCGAUGAGUGGUAUUCGAUUGUGAAUAAUGCUGCAGAGGACUGGUUCAAAAUCUUUGAAGAAAUCUCAGGAGAUCUUUCUUUGGGCAGUCUUGCCGAACAGGAGCUUCUUGCUAUUGAACAGGAUGUUCUCAAAGGGCAGGCUCAUCUUCAGCGAGUGCUGCUUAAAGUUACAGAAAAUUUGCUCAAAAGACCCGGGCGUCCGGUUAAGGAUCCAAUGGAUUUGCGAUUCCUCCUAUUUAUCAUGGAGAAUCCGUCCCUCUAUGCGGAGAAUGAACAUUACCAUGGAGUACUUCAGUUAGAAGUAAACAAGUCCAUGCGAUCGAGACCCCUGACGUCGAAAGACUCUGUGGGAAACUCUGGCCCCAUUUCAGGACAACAUUCCGGUAUCAUCAAACGAAUAGUGGGAUUAAUCUCCAAUUCAUCGGUAGAGUGUCAGAAUCAAAUGGUAACUUGGCUGGCUAGAUACCAUGCCCCGCGCUUUAUCAAAGUGAAAGAGCUUGUAUCAGGAUUCUUGACCUACAGGAUGAUUCGACAGAGCGAAAAAAAGCAAGCUGACCAGUCAGUUGAUCUAACGGCCGGAUUGAUACCACAAAUGCAAUAUGGACGAAACGGUAGUGCGUCUCUUCAUGAUGCGAUAGGCGGUCCUAGGCCCGCGAAGAAGCCGAAAGAGCCAAUCAAAAAGAUAUCCUACUCAGACGACUGGCAAAUCAAGGCUGCAUCCCGCGUUCUUUCUUUAUUGUUUUCUGCAAAUAACUUUUUGCCCACUCGUCGUGGGGAAGACGCUCACUCUAAUGGCACGGUCACUUGGAACGGGACCGGCCGCGUCGCCGGUUACUUUCUGCCGCCCACUGAUUUCUACAAUUCCAUGAUUGACUAUGCCGACCUUAUCGACGACUUUGAGUCUUGGGAGUCUAAGAGGAGCAAGUUUUCUUUCUGCCAGUAUCCCUUUCUUUUGAGUAUAUGGGCCAAGACUCACAUCCUGGAGCAUGAUGCCCGCCGGCAAAUGCAGAGCAAGGCGCGAGAUGCUUUCUUUGAUAGUAUCAUGACUCGAAGAAACAUCAACCAAUACUUGUUUCUCGAUAUCCGCCGAGAUUGCCUUGUUGAUGACAGCUUAACAGCAGUAAGCAGCGUUAUUGGCAGUGGCGGCGAGGAUCUAAAGAAAGGUUUACGCAUUUCAUUUCAGGGGGAGGAAGGAAUCGACGCAGGCGGCCUUCGUAAAGAAUGGUUCUUGCUCCUCAUUCGUGAAGUGUUCAACCCCGACUAUGGAAUGUUUAUCUAUGAUGACGACUCUCAAUACUGUUACUUCAACCCCAACUCGUUUGAACCUUCUGACCAGUUCUUCUUGGUUGGCGUUGUCAUGGGUUUGGCUAUUUACAAUUCUACUAUUUUGGAUGUUGCUCUACCUCCGCUUGCAUUCAGAAAGCUUCUUGCAUCGGCUCCUUCACUUGCUGGAACAAUGCCACAGCAGCAUCGACCGGUGAUAAGAUAUACACUGGAUGAUUUAUCUGAAUAUCGCCCGCGGUUGGCAAACGGUUUAAGACAACUCUUGGCCUUUGAUGGAGAUGUCGAAGAGACAUUUUGCCUAGAUUUUGUCAUUGAAACUGACAAAUAUGGCUCCAAGGUACAAGUACCUCUCUGCCCCGGGGGCGAAAACAAACCUGUGACGAAUGAAAAUCGGCGAGAAUAUGUCGAUCUCUAUGUGCGAUAUGUGCUUGAAACAGCAGUCAAGCGACAGUUUGAGCCCUUCAAGAGAGGUUUCUACACGGUUUGUGGUGGCAAUGCCUUUUCACUUUUCCAGCCCGAAGAAAUCGAACUCCUUAUCAGAGGUUCUGAUGAGCCCCUCGAUAUUGCGUCUCUGAGAGCCGUCGCAGAAUAUGAUAACUGGGAGAGCAAAACCCCUGAUGAAACAGAGCCGGUUGUUAGUUGGUUCUGGGAGACGUUCCAACAGGCUACCCCAAGUGACCAGCGCAAGAUGCUGACAUUCAUUACCGGCAGCGACCGCAUACCAGCGAUGGGGGCCGCUUCUUUGACAAUCAAACUGUCUUGUCUGGGCGAUGAUUGUGGGAGA